Molecule: messenger RNA, 1587 nt
Organism: Vicia faba (fava bean)
Lineage: Eukaryota; Viridiplantae; Streptophyta; Magnoliopsida; Fabales; Fabaceae
Source: the annotation of a GenBank genome assembly
AUGAAGAAGGCAUUUAGAUCGCAAAAAUUCCAUGGCGAUUAUAAGAGCUUGGAUGCUGCAAUUGUUAAGGCAACAAGCUUUGACCAUUCAUUACCAAAGGAAAAACACAUUCGAUAUAUUUUCCAGUCACUUUCUCCAUCAAAGCCUCGCAGCGAGGUUGCUUAUUGUAUACAUACUCUUGCAAGGCGUCUCAAGCAAACUACCAAUUGGGCUGUUGUUUUGAAAACACUUAUUAUCAUGCAUCGCGCCAUGAGAGAACUUGACAAUACUGUUUGGGAAGAGCUUGUUAACUAUACUACAGGUAGAGGCCAUUUGAUUGAUCUAUCUCACUUUCAUGAUUCCUCAAUGCCAAAUUCCUUGGAUUAUUCUGCUUGGAUACGCAACUACGGUCUUUACCUCGGAGAGCGCCUGCAAUGUUUCCUCAUUGUCAACCAUGAUGUCGCAACCUAUACCUCAAAAUCUUCUUCGGAAAAACUUGAAACCAAGGAAUUGAUGGAGCAGUUGCCAGCCCUACAAAGUCUUCUCUUUCGGCUACUUGAUUCCAAGCCAGGGGGUGCAUCUGCUUUUAAUCGCUUGAUUCAGUAUGCUCUUUCCAUGAUUGCUGGCGAAAGCGUGAAAAUAUAUGUUGCAAUAACUGUUAGAGUGGUGGAAUUACUUGACAAGUUUUUCGAAAUGAACCGUGACGAUGCUGUUAGUGCACUAAAGAUAUAUAGAAAAUCAGGAAGUCAGGCAGAGAGGUUAUCUGAGUUCUUUGUCACCUGCAGGGGCCUAGAUUUUGGAAGAGGACAGAAAUUCGUCAAUAUUAAACAGCCUCCUGCAUCCUUUAUAGCUACCAUGGAAGAAUAUAUCAAAGAGGCUCCCAAUACCUUAAUGCUCGAGUACGACGUGAAUGACAAAGAGGAAGGAGGUACUGGUAAUGAUGUAGGCGAUUUGGUGAGUCUAGACGAGUCAGAUCCUUCUCCGGCGGAAGGGAAUGAGGCUACUGCACCAACACAAGCAGCUGAUCUUAUGGGUUUGUAUGACUUACUAACAGGUGCAUCUGAAUUUGAUGAAAAUCCCCUUGCAUUGGCGAUUGUUCCAACCGAAAGUUCUAUAAGUUCCAGCAACGAUGAGAAUGAAGCCAGUCCUGUAACAGGAUGGGAAGUUGCACUCUUUACAGACCAAAAUAUAGUUGCAGAUAAUAUAGAGGGUGAAGAACCGGGCAUGUUAAAACUUGAGGGCUUAUACGAUGAAGCUGUUGCUGCGGCACAACAUGAUGGAGGUUACGAGAUAGGCCAAGUGAAUUCAAAUCCUUUUGAUUUUCAGGCUAUUCAUGAUCCUACACAAUACAACAUGGCAUUGGCGCCUCCAAAUGGUUUCUAUGUUAAUCCCGACAUUCCAGGCCAAUUUGUAAGCAUGCAACCGUACCAAGUUUCUUAUAAUACACCUCAACAGCAACAGGAGGAGGAACCAUACCAAAUGGUUAAAAGAUCCACGAAUCCCUUCGAUGAACCUAAUAUUUUGCCACCACCUUCUACCUCGAGCGUGCAUCAACAUCCAACUCAGAAUUAUUUAAAAGGAGAUACAUGUCCAUUAUCGCCUCCAUAG